AUGGGUGUGCGAACUCCGAUCAAGCUGCAAGGGUCGACACAAGCUGCCAGGCCAGCAGCCAUUCGAUUGGUUACGACGGUAAAGGAGCGUGCCGCAACGACACAGGAGAGCCCACAUCAAAUUAUAGCAAAUGUCAUCCCACAAGCUCACGCAGAUGUUGCUGCAAUCAUGCCAAAAAAGGAUGCAUUGAAGAAAACGAUCCGCAGAGCCAGACGAGAUGAAGAAGCACCUGCGCUUCCAAGAAAUAUGCAAGAAUUGGUGAUUCCCCGAGGUUUUAGUGAAAUCGUUAUUGAUGGUGAAGUGCAACAGUUUCUAAUGUACGAUUCGGAGAAUCAACUGAUGCCAGGAAGGAUCCUCAUCUUUUCAACCAGAAGCAACCUUCAUCUUUUGGCCCAAAGUCAAGAAUGGUUUGCAGAUGGCACGUUCAGUACCGCACCAGCUAUUUUUGAACAACUUUACACCCUCCACGCCAUCAAAAACAGUGCCGUUGUUCCGCUAGUGUACGCUCUCUUACCGAAUAAAACAAGAGCUACGUAUGUUACAUUUUUACAACAAUUGAAACGUUUGCAACCUGGACUGCAACCAACUCAACUCAUGACGGAUUUCGAACUCGCUGCCAUGCAAGCAUUUGAAUUGGAGUUUCCAGGUAUUUUAAAGACUGGAUGUUUUUUCCAUUUAUCGCAAUCCGUUUGGAGAAAGGUGCAAAGUGAAGGCCUCAAAGCUCGCUACGAGAAUGACCAUGAGUUCGCUCGAUGGAUUAGAAUGAUUCCUGCUUUGGCGUUUGUUCCUGAACAUAACGUAAGCGACUCAUUCACCGAAUUACUUGAAACCGAAGGAUUUCCUGAAGAGGCUGAAAUCAAGGAAAUCCAAGAAACAAGAAGUAUGUUGCAAUAUCAGCUCGAAUCAAAAGAAUCGUUGAAGAUUUUGAAGAUCGCCAUCUUACCGAUUAUUUGCAUGGGAUAG
Photinus pyralis (common eastern firefly) is the source of this 963-nucleotide messenger RNA. RefSeq lists its product as uncharacterized. The transcript is spliced from 3 exons. Bases 1 to 963 code for a protein of 320 amino acids. NCBI's taxonomy places the organism in Eukaryota, Metazoa, Arthropoda, Insecta, Coleoptera, Lampyridae. The record is from RefSeq and is a predicted model, not a curated record.